UGGUCCAAUUUCGCAUGCUCUUCCCCUACCCAAUUUCGCAAGUUCCCAGUAGUCUCCCUCCUUUCUUUUGCGGGGAAAUUUCGUCCUUGAAUCUCUAGGGUUUCAUUGAUCUCCACUGAUCUGGGUCUGAUUAAGUGAUUAUGAGUCAUCUCUCCGGUGAUUCCUUAUGUGUUUCAUCCCCUGUAAAACCCUCGAAUUCGCUGAAGAAUUCGAGCAAUCGACGACUCCGGAGGUAAUCCCGUUUGUUCUCAUGCAAAUCCCCCAUCUGGGUUCUCAUCCAUUUGUAGAAAAUCGGUCUGGUUUCUGCGCUUUUUGGCUUUAGGGGUUUUCUAGACCAUUUGAAUAGUUACAAUCUGGGUUCGGCAAUCGAAGUUGUCCCCAGGGCGUUCAUCUUCCGCCAUGGACGACGGCGAGGUUGAUUUCUCGCACCAGGAAGUGUUUUCCAGCACAAACAUGCCGGAGAUUCCAACCAGCGGCUCGAUGGACAGUUUCUUCGACGAGUUGCUGAAAGACGCUCAUGCGUGUACUCACACGCACACUUGCAAUCCCCCCGGUCCCGAUUAUUCCCACACUCAUACUUGCUUCCAUGUGCAUACGAAAAUUGUCUCGGCUUCUUCAGACGAUAAGCUUGACAGCGAUGACAAUGCGGAAUCUGUGGAUAAGAAGUCAAAGAAGCGGCCAAUAGGUAACAGGGAGGCAGUGAGGAAGUAUAGGGAGAAGAAGAAGGCGAGGGCUGCGUCUUUGGAGGAUGAAGUUGUGAAAUUGAGGGCUUUGAACCAGCAGCUAAUGAAGAGGCUACAAGGGCAGGCUGCUUUGGAGGCAGAGAUUGCAAGGCUCAAGUGUUUGCUUGUUGAUAUUCGUGGAAGGAUCGAAGGGGAGAUUGGAUCUUUCCCCUAUCAGAAACCUGCGGCUGCUGCUAACUUGAAUUUGACCAAUCCAAGUGGGCACGGUGCUUAUGUGGUGAACCCUUGUAACAUGCAGAGUAAUGAUCAAGCCUAUUGCUUGCAUCCUGGGAUGGAUGAUGGGAAAAGCGCAGCGGAAGGUGUGUCUGUAAAUGGACAAGUCUACACUGGUUGUGACUUUGAGAAUCUUCAGUGUAUGGUGAAUCAAACCUCUGGGAUCAAGGAUUUUUCACUCUGUGGUGUCGGAAAUACCGUUGCUGGAAAUGGAAGUUUCCCUGGCUCCAGCAAGAGAAAAGGAGCAAAUCCAUCAACAGUUCCUUGAAGAGAUAUCCAGAAGGUGUUGUUUCUUCUAACAAUGCUUGUUGUGCCUGCCCGCAGACGUCUCUGUUUGUUGAGCAGCAGGCAGCUUUGCAAAUCAGCUGUCACAGGUUGCAUAUGUUGGGUUUUGUUAUUUCAAUCGUUUCUUUCAGCUAGUUUUUCCUUUUUUGGGUCCCCCCCGAGUGUGUUAGGCUCCAUCUUUUUGGUCAAUGUUCCAGGAUUCUUUCUUUUGGCCUUCCGUCUGCAGAAUGCUUUGUAAAAUCAGUUCUUUAAUGUGCCUGUAGAUAUAGGUGAGACUCAGUAGUAGGGAUGAAUGCUACCCUUUUUUUUUUUUUUUUUUUCUGUUUGGUCCUAAUAUUUUAAC
Molecule: messenger RNA, 1584 nt
Organism: Linum tenue
Lineage: Eukaryota; Viridiplantae; Streptophyta; Magnoliopsida; Malpighiales; Linaceae
Source: the annotation of a GenBank genome assembly